Molecule: messenger RNA, 660 nt
Organism: Diatraea saccharalis (sugarcane borer)
Lineage: Eukaryota; Metazoa; Arthropoda; Insecta; Lepidoptera; Crambidae
Source: the annotation of a GenBank genome assembly
AUGUCUGAAUCUAAAGAAAACAUUUUUAUUUUCGUCCCUAACCUUAUUGGUUUCGCGAGAGUCAUUCUUUUGAUCAUAUCCCUUUACUAUAUGCCUACUCAUUGUGUGGUCGCAUGCACUUGUUACAUUACUUCAGCUUUACUUGAUGCAUUUGAUGGCCAUGCUGCAAGAUAUUUCAACCAAAGUACCAAGUUUGGUGCUAUGUUGGAUCAACUCACAGACCGUGCUGGUACUUCCUGUCUCAUGAUGACCUUGGGUGCAUUCUAUCCACAGUAUCUUUUUUGGUUCCAACUAUCCAUGGCUAUUGAUAUUACUGGUCACUGGCUUUACCUUCACACAACUACCCUACAAGGAAAAGCCUCACACAAAUUCAUAGAUAUGUCUGAGAAUCCAAUCAUGCAUCUCUAUUACACAAAUAGGACUGUGCUUUUCUUUAUGUGUGCUGGCAAUGAGGCAUUCUAUGCUGCUCUGUAUGUAAUGUAUUUCUACACUGGACCCACAGUGUUGGGUAUGGGUCUCUACAAGUUGAUUGCUCUCGUGUGCCUUCCUGUGGCUGUUGUCAAGACCAUGAUUACAAUCUUGCACAUGGGUGUUGCUUCCUUGAACCUGGCUACCAUUGAUGUCAAUGAACGUUCCAAAAUAGCUGCUAAGCAAAAUUAA